AUGGCUUUCGUUCGUUUGUGUAUUAUUGCUGCCUUUACAUCAUGGUCUGGGUAUUACACUCAGGCGAGUUCUACGAAAACAAUCGGUUUGCCAUCUUUGAAAUUCCAAUUUACGCUCAAACGUAGCUCCGUGCGGGUACAAGGUUUGACUGAAUUGUCCGUCUUUGCAAACCCCAUCGAAUUGGACGGGGGUGACAGUGUACUCUACGAUGUCUUUUCAUCAUUCACUGAACGCGAUACAGUGCACAACUACUACCUUGUCAAUGGAAUUGGUAUGUCUUCAAGUGUCUCAAACUUUUGUACUGAAAAUGUGACCAUGCAAUGUCAGGAUUCCCUACUCGACGAACUUCCACCGAUUAACACUAUCAUCAGUGCGUUAAACGAAGCAACUGCUGUCUCAAGUGAGGCAGGAACUUUUCAAAGUGCGGUGGAGUGCCCGAAUGGAAAUCUAUUCAAGGUUACGAUCAACAACAUCGAUUUUGCAUUGUGCACAUUGGAUUCGCUGGGAUUUACGAUGCACGGCAGUGAUAUGGACGUGAAGGUUGAGUAUCUCAAUGCCCACCUGAACAUUAGAAUUCCGACUUCGACUUCGGAACUAAACUGCGACACAGUGGCGACUCGUAGCUCCAUUACACAGAUCGGAAAGUAUUAG
Molecule: messenger RNA, 651 nt
Organism: Peronospora farinosa
Lineage: Eukaryota; Oomycota; Peronosporomycetes; Peronosporales; Peronosporaceae
Source: the annotation of a GenBank genome assembly